Messenger RNA from Lecanosticta acicola, 777 nucleotides. The record is from the annotation of a GenBank genome assembly. Lineage: Eukaryota; Fungi; Ascomycota; Dothideomycetes; Mycosphaerellales; Mycosphaerellaceae.
AUGUCUUCUUCUGUCUGGCCUGGAAUGAUAAUCCGACCCGGUCCAAGCGCCGGGGCGAAGAAGACAGCCCGAAGCACGAGGAAGCGGAAGCAGAGUCCGAUGACGAACCCCUUCUGGCACACCCAGGUAUUCCGCUUCAUGGACCUGCCCCCAGAACUGCGAGAGCUCGUGUACGAGGAGGUCUUCCUGCGAAAGUCGUUGCGAAUCCUCCGUGACGGGGAUUCCGCGAGAGCGCGUCUUCCCGCCGACGAGAAAAAGGGCGGUCAAAGCCACGGCCAUCCAUUUCUCGCCCCAAACGGGGCCUCUCUCCUAUGCGUCAGUCGACAGAUCCACAGCGAGGCCACGCCGAUCCUCUACAGCAAGAACACCUUCGAAUUCCCUCACGCCCUCGCGGUCCCUCCCCUCCUCGCCCAGGCACAGACGUACGUCCCCCUCCUCCGCAACGUCGACGUCGUCCUGGGCCAGAUCGUGGCGGGCAUGCCGGAACUGGAACUCCUGGGUGCGUGCACCGGCAUCCACUCCAUGGUCCUCCGCUGCCCCAUCACGAACAGCGACCGAUACUACGAGAUCCUGGCCAAGGCGAUCGAGCGGGUCGUUCGGUACCGGCGACCUUGCGAGGCGUGGCGCGCGUUCUUCGCCAAGAUCACGCUUGUCGAUUUCGACCGCCACGGAGACCGACUUGUUGCGUCCUCGUCGUCGUCGUCGGCGGCCCAUUCUGACUCCGAGCGGUUGCAGAAGCUGAGAAAGACCUUGGAGGCCCGUCUUGGACUGAUCUGA